UUUUUAGGGCGGCAGGCUGCCAAUCAAGUGGACGUGUGUGUGUGUGUUUGUAACUAUAUAUACUAUAUGCUGUUUGAAAGAACUAUCGGUGGUUGUGGAAAAUCGUGCGGCGAAGUAAAUCUUCAGUCUUUCCGCGGCCGUGACUAAGAAAAGUUGUGCAAUUCAAGGUGUCGCCAACAAAUCGGGCAAUGUUUUAAAAUCGUUAACAGCCGCGCAUUAAAGUGAUUUUUCCCGAGUGUUUUUUGGCUUUUCGCUCGCUAAACUAUAGUGAUUUGGUUAAGCGCGAAGGAUUAGCAGCAUGGCUGUGCGCUGUCAACUCGUUUGUCUCGCGAUCGUGGCAUUAGUUGGUGUGUCACUGGCGCGUCAUGAGGACUGUGAGAGUGCGCCCUAUGCGGAACAUUCCACUGUAAAAAUAAUCAAUGAAGAGGAUGCUGUGCGCGCCAUAUAUGAAUGCGAGGAGGGCUAUGAGUUGAGUGGCAGCAACGAGUUGAUAUGCGAUGUGGAUUCAGAUCUCUGGGAUGUCGAACCGCCAAAAUGUGAAAAAGCUGGGCUCUCGAAUGAGGUAAAUGCUGAGCGCACCAAAAAGAAGAAGCCGCAGAAUAUAAUUGAAGACAGACAUAUUUCUGCAGAAAUGGCCGCCUCAUUGGAUAUGACUUGCGUGCAGGCGAAAAUUACAGCACCCGAUAUAAGGCAUGGUUUCGUGCAAAAAUACGAUCGUCGGCGCAAAGGGGAACAUGUCUUCCUGGUGGCGCUUUACGCCUGUAAUGAUAACUUCGAAUUGGAGGAUGCCGACAUAACGACAUUAUAUUGUAGUCAACGCAAGUGGGUGGGUGAUUUGCCGACUUGUGUGGCGCUGGGCGAAUAUACCGAUGCGGAUGAAGAAGAAUACGACGAGUAUGAAGCGGUUGACGAUGACGAAGACGAAGAAGACGCUGCAGAGGAGUCUACCGAUAAUCGCGUAGCACCACCGCCACCACCACCACCAGCUGUCGCGGAAGUUGAGGAGAACGAGCAAGAAAUCAGCAAUGAGAUUGAAACUGCGGCGCAUGAAAAUACUGCGCUAGAAAGUGAGAGCGUCGCGCCAACCAAUACUGCGCCUGACGCGCCCGUUACCGAUGUCAAUAUUGUUGUUGCGCCCACACAGGAUCCCUAUACGCCACGUUAUCUCGAUGACAAUUGCGGCGCCGACAAAGGUGGUUGUGAGCAGAAAUGCGAGCGUUUGCUUUUCCCGGGCGAGAAUGAGCCGCGUCUGAAGUGUUCCUGUUUUGAUGGAUUCAGUUUGGAUCCCAACGACUAUGCCAGCUGUCAUGAUAUUAAUGAAUGUGAGCUUGAUAAUGGCGGCUGCGAGCAGCUUUGCAACAAUCUACCCGGUUCUUACCAGUGCGCCUGUGAGCAGGGUCUGCAAAUCAAUACGCUGACGGGCAAUACAUGCAUCGAUAUCAACGAGUGCUUGUUACGCAACGGACAUGGCCCGUGCCAAGACACCUGCCACAAUGAAUGGCGCGGCUACAGAUGCUCGUGCGAAGGUCUAGCCGGCACGCAAUUAGCCGACGAUAAUCACACCUGCAACGAUGCCGGCGAGUGCGCCAACGCCAAUGGUGGCUGCUCACAUCAGUGCCUCUCGUCGAUGGGGCGCAUCUAUUGUCUGUGUCCGAGCGGUUGGCUGAUGUCGACAGACGGAAAAAAUUGUGAAGACAUCAACGAAUGCGAGCAGCCGGAAGUGGCUGCACAAUGCGCCGGCGGUUGUGAGAAUACGCACGGCUCUUAUCGCUGCAUACCGGCGCUGAAUACACCAGAAAAUGGCGCAGAGGCGACCAAUGAAGUUGAAGAAGUGGAGGAAGCUGUCAAAGAAGUGGACGAAGUAGAAACAAAAGUCGAAAGUGAGCCCAAUGCGGAAGAAGAAAGUGAAGACGAUCAGGGCAUACGGCGCAUUUCCGAAAGUGGCCCUAUCUGUCCGGCCGGCUAUCGCGCGGGCGGCGAGAACUCAGACAAUUGCGUAGAUAUUGACGAGUGCGCUGAGGGCACAAGCGGCUGUGAACACUGCCUGAACACCGAUGGUUCGUACGAGUGCACCUGCCCCGGCGGUUAUGAUCUUGCCGAAGACGAACGCACUUGUGUCGACAUCAACGAGUGUGACGUUAUCGUAGAGAAUGAAGACGAUGCGGCGGCAGCGCCUACUAAACUGUGUACCGGUGGUUGUGAGAAUACGAUUGGCUCGUUUAUUUGUACUUGUGGCGCUAAUGAGCAUCUGCUCGAGGAUCAACGUACUUGUGUGGCGGACACCUGUCAAGAUUUGAAUAAUCCACAACUGAAUAAGACACGUUGCGCCCACCAGUGUGUUGAUUUGCCGAGUGGCGUUUUUGAAUGCGUUUGCCCAGCGGGUUACAAGUUGAGUGAUGACUUACACAACUGCGUGGUGGCUGAGAGCGUAUGCACCGUGGCGGGCGGCUAUGAAAGUUGUGCGCCCGGCGUGUGUGUGCCGAGUGAGGAUAACAGCGCCUUUAGCUGCGAAUGCCCGUCGGGUUAUGUGUUCGAGACGAAUCACUGUCAAGAUAUCGACGAAUGUGCUAAUGGUAUGCACGAGUGUUCACACGAGUGCUUCAACAAUUUAGGUUCGUAUCAGUGUGGCUGCCCGUUGGGCUUCGUUUUCGUCGAGGGCAGUAACGAACAUGUCUGCGCUGAUGUCGAUGAGUGUGCAGCGACACCGGAUGUUUGUGGUGCUCUGAAUUGCGUUAAUAAACCCGGCGGUUACGUCUGCUUAUGUGCCGACGGUAGCGAACCUGAGGCCGAGAGUGGCGCUUGUCAUAUCGCCGAUCCCUGCGAAGCGCAUCAGUGUUCACACCAAUGUAUUGCUGAAGGUGUGGGCUUCAAGUGCAUCUGUCCGGAGGGUAUGUCAUUGGCUGAUGAUGGCUUACAAUGUGCGUACAAAGAUGUUUGCACUGAGCAAAAUAAUGGCUGCGAACAUAUUUGCAAGUCGGAGGAGGAUGGUGCUUGUGCCUGUCACAGCGGUUAUGAAUUGGCUGCUGAUGGCAAAUCGUGUAUGGACGUCGACGAAUGUGAGAUCGGAAAUGGUGGUUGCCAUCAGGUUUGCAAGAAUUUUGCAGGUGGGUACGAUUGCGCCUGCGAACUGGGCUUUGAGUUUCUCGAUGGUCCGCUCAAAUCGUUUUGCUUCGAUGUGGACGAAUGCGCUUUGGGGUUGCAUAAUUGCGACGCUGGUACGCUUUGCGAAAAUCUCAAUGGCUCGUACACUUGCAUAUGUCCGCCUGGCUUUGCAUUGGGUUUGCCGCCGGUUUAUGCUUCGCUGCGCGCGUUACUCUCAUCCAUGCAGCCGGCUAGCUCAUUUGCCAAAACUUCAUCUAUCAUGUCAACACCAACCAUUUCAAAGACACAAAAUUCAUCACCAUCAUGCUUAGAUAUCGACGAAUGCUCCAUUUCGAACGGAAAUUGCUCACAUUUCUGCAUGAAUUUUCCCGGCAGCUUCCAGUGCUCCUGUCCGCCUGGCUUUACGCUAAGCUCGGUAGAUAAUCGCACUUGCUUGCUGGUCAAUGCUUGCUUACAGGACAAUGGUGGUUGCACGCAUGCGUGUGACUUCGCACCCGGUGUGGGUGUGCGCUGCCACUGUCCUACCGGCUAUGCUUUGGCUGCUGAUGCGCACACAUGUCUGGACAUCGACGAAUGCGCACGCGCAAAUGGUGGUUGCCGGCAGCGCUGUUACAAUACACCUGGCAGCUUUGAGUGUGCUUGUAGCGCGGGUUAUGAAUUGUCGCCGAAUGGUCUCGACUGUGUCGAUAUCGACGAAUGUGCCAAUGGUUUUGGUAACUGUACUUUUGUUUGCGUCAAUCUUCUAGGUUCUUACGAAUGCGGCUGCGAGGGCGGCUUCCAGUUAGGUGAGGAUCGUCGUACCUGCAUAGACGUCGAUGAAUGUGCGCUGGGCAGACACGACUGCUCGCACGAUUGUGUAAAUGUGGAAGGCGGUUAUGAAUGUAUUUGUCCGGAGGGCUAUCUGUUGGGUGAAAACAAAGCGACUUGUUUGGAUGUGGAUGAGUGCAUUGCCAGCGAUCAUGGUUGCAGUCACGGUUGCGACAAUAAAUUGGGCAGUUACGAGUGCACAUGUCCUGUAGGUCACACAUUGGCGGCGGAUAAACGGAACUGCAUUGCAACAACUCCGUUGGAAGUUGAUGUGCGCACCGAUGAGCUCGAUACACUGGACACCGCUAUAAUAGAUGUCUGUCUACGCGAUAAUGGCGGCUGCUCACAUAUUUGUAAUCCAGAAACGGGUUGUUCUUGUCCUAGCGGACUCGAGCUCUCCGUAGACGGCAAGACUUGCGUGGAUAUUGAUGAAUGUGCCUACAAUAAUGGCGGUUGUGCGCAGCUAUGUCAUAAUACCGCUGGUGGCUUCCAAUGUCUUUGCUCGGAUGGCGUAACUCCCGACGAUGGUGUAAGUUGUGUGACAAUUUGUCCGCCUGGCUUUGCUGUGAGCUCAGUGAACCCAAACCAGUGUGUGGAUAUUGACGAAUGCGCUACUCCCGGCGUUUGUCAGUAUAGCUGUCUGAAUACCAACGGCUCCUACGAGUGUGUGUGUCCUCCAGGUUAUGCGCUCCGCAAUGGUCGCGAAUGUGAGGAUGUCAACGAGUGUUUGCUGGACAACGGUGGCUGUGUCGGCGGUGAAUGCAUUAAUCAUAUUGGCAGCUUUCAGUGCAAGUGCUCGCUGGGCUACCGUUUGGCCAGCGAUCGUCGCACAUGCGAGCGUUUGCUUGAGUCACGCGAUCAAUGUACACCCUUCACUGCGCCGGCUAACGGUGACUUCCAUUGCACGAAAUAUCGCCACAAGCGCAAGCAUUUCUAUAAUACGCGCUGCAAAGUGUGGUGCAACCAGGGUUACCGCCUGGAGGGACCCACCCAACGUUUUUGCAAUGCUUCCGGUCAGUGGGAUGACUUUGAAAGCCGUUGUCUGCCUACUACUUGCCCCCGUCUACACCAACCGAUUAAUGGCGAGAUUGUACCCGCUGCCUGCACAGCUAGCAAUGCAGUCAUUGGUGAACGCUGUCAGCUGCGUUGUCAGCCCGGUUAUGUGCCCAUAGGCUUGAGCGUUGCCAUCUGCACCGCGGAACUGACUUGGUCACCCAAUGCCACCUUCGAGUGUGUGCCGUUGGCGAGAUCUCCAUUGCUACCUACUUUGCCUGUUAUUGGUGCUCAGCCACGUCUACCUUCCGUUGGCGUCGACGACUUUUUCCAUAGACCGAUAUUACCACAAGUGAGACCACCAACUGGUUUUGGUAGUUCCGUUGCUUCACAACGUCCCUACAUUAAAUGUCCGCAAAAUACCACCGUUUUUCUGGCCGAUGGCGCCACUACCGCCCACAUUAUUUUGCAAAAACCCAUCACUAAUAUGGAUUACCGUUACAUUGAGUCUGCGCCGGCUUGGACGCGCAAUAUGCAAGCUCAUUUAGGUGCUGGUCAACAUAUAGUGACAUUCCGCGGUCAAGAUCCCAUUUCGGGUAGACGCGCCAGAUGUCGCACAAUCAUCAAAGUGGAGCGUGCUGUUUCGCCUAGCGUGAAUUUCUGUACGCGUUCCUUCGAGGUAUCGUUGAGUCCGAAUCAAUUGCAACGCUCGGUGGUGUGGGAAGAACCGCGCUUCGAAAGCACACUGGGUCCACUGAAAAAACUCUAUAAAUCAAGGAUACCCGGCGAACUCUUUAAAGCUGGCAUACACCCGGUAUACUAUGAGGCAACUAAUAAGCAAGGCAUUACCGCCCGUUGUGAAUUCCAAAUUCUUGUGAAAGAAGCCAACUCCGCGGCCAGCAAUUCCUUGUCUACAUUUAACCCGAGCUACCCAACAGCAGUGCCCGCUGCUCAGUUGGCACCCGCACCUUUAAUGCGUCCACCCCCUCCACGGGGCUUACAGGCGAAAUUACUACCCGGUCAUGAGUCGUUUGUGAUGUGCCCCGGUCGUGCCCCGGUUAAGGUUACCGACGCCCAAUCUGUGACUUUAGAAUACGGCUGCGUCUUGAAAAAUAUACGCCGUGGAUCGCCGCGUCGUCACGCCCACCGCCGUUUGAUCGCCACAAAUUGGUCCGAUUUCACUGCCUUCUAAACGAAGUAGUAACUUAAGUUCGAACCUUUUAUAAUGGAAUUUAUAUUUUGUACUUACUCGUAGUUAAGUCAGCGUUGGCCAGUAAAGUGUAUUUAAACCAAAACAGCUUUUGUAUUUUAAUCUUAACUUUGUAUAUGUAAUCAUACAGUUUGUAUUCAAUAAAGAGAAUAAUCAUAUUGAAAAUGUACUUAAGAAA
Molecule: messenger RNA, 6290 nt
Organism: Bactrocera dorsalis (oriental fruit fly)
Lineage: Eukaryota; Metazoa; Arthropoda; Insecta; Diptera; Tephritidae
Product: fibrillin-1
Exons: 12
Coding region: 299-6094 (1931 amino acids)
Molecular function (GO): calcium ion binding
Source: RefSeq, a predicted model, not a curated record